UUAACACUUACUAAAGGAGGAAGACGUCCUGUACUUUGGUUAUGCAUAAUUUUUCACGGUUUGGUUGUUGAGUGUAUAUGUUAUCUCAUGGAUGAAAUAGACAAUUUUUGGCACAGUCGUGCACCAAUUAUGUUUUUCCGACAUAGGCUUCCGUUGUAUGUUAUAAUCUUAUAUUCAGUUUUUUAUUACAUAGCAAUUGAAAUAGCUUAUAGAACAAACAAAACAAAAAUAGGCUUCAUAGUUACUGUAGGAUUAAAUGUAUUUUUAAUUGAUUUACCAUAUGAUAUUAUGGAUAUAAAAUUUGUCCAUUGGACCUGGCACGAUACUGAUCCAAACAUAGGGAACCGAAUAUAUUGGGUACCAUUGACUUCUUAUUAUUUUCAUAUGGUGUUUUCUACAAGUUUUAAUUUUUGGUUUUUCAUUAAAUAUGUUGAUCUUGAUCAAACGUAUACAUCUAGAAUAGAGAUUUCGACUUCACUAAAAGCAAUAUUCCUUAGUACACCUUGCGGAAUAUUAUGCUUUUCUGUACUCUAUCAUCCAUUACAUGAUCUGUACAACGUUCCAACACAAAUAAUAAUUAUGUUUUUAAUAGCAUUAUACAUCAUGUUAUUUAUUUUAAAACGCAAACCUAGACAAAUGUUUAACCGUCCAUUAACUAUAAUUUUUUAUCUUAUCAUGUACUAUGCAACAUUUUUAUGUUUUGCAAUAUGGGGAAAACCGGAAAAUGAAAUUUCAAUUGGACCUCAUGAAGAAAUCGGUCCGUGUAAUAUUACAGUAUCAUCUUUUGGAACGGAAUUAAAAAAACGUAAAUAUUUAUGUAUUGAAGACUAUAAUGAAGAUUUUGAUUUUCACUGUGUAAAAGAUGUACCUGCUCAACAUAGCCAAAUUUAUACAAUAUGUGGAACACCUUUUAAUAAUCGGAUUGAAUAUAUUAUUUUAAUAAUCACAAUAACUAUAAUAGCAUUUACACAUUUUAAUGAAUCAUUUAAAAUAAUAAAACAAAUUAAAAAAUCUCAUUGAUUAUAUCAAAAGUUUAUUAAGCUAGAGAAAUAUGAAAAAAAUAAUAAUAGUAUGAAUAAAUUUGUUUACAAAUAA
This is a messenger RNA of Rhopalosiphum padi (bird cherry-oat aphid), 1095 nucleotides long. RefSeq lists its product as uncharacterized. The transcript has 3 exons. The record is from RefSeq and is a predicted model, not a curated record. The annotation marks the transcript as partial. NCBI's taxonomy places the organism in Eukaryota, Metazoa, Arthropoda, Insecta, Hemiptera, Aphididae.